Molecule: messenger RNA, 3904 nt
Organism: Cynoglossus semilaevis (tongue sole)
Lineage: Eukaryota; Metazoa; Chordata; Actinopteri; Pleuronectiformes; Cynoglossidae
Gene: fam219aa
Product: family with sequence similarity 219 member Aa
Exons: 6
Coding region: 203-769 (188 amino acids)
Source: RefSeq, a predicted model, not a curated record
ACAGACCCGGAAGUGGGGCGGUUACUGCUGUUUUGCUGUCGAGUCACCUCUGUGUCAGGAUGGAGGAAAACGAACCGCUAUCAUGCUAAAAAAGAAGGAUCCCAACAAGAUAACGACCUAGAACACCACAACCUGACGCGAGUUAACGUCGAAAUUUUACCAAUUUUCUCAAAACGUCGUUUUUGUUUACAUUUUUGCCAAAAUGAUGGAAGAAAUCGACAGGUUCCAAGUGCCUCCAGUAAACGGAGAGACACAGCCAUUGGACCCAGCAGCAUCUUCCACCUCUGAGCCCAACCCUGACAACAAGGGUGAAACUGUGGCCCUCAACUACAAACCCUCACCACUGCAAGUCCAAAUAGAGAAACAGAGAGACCUUGCCAGGAAAGGAUCAGUGAAGAAUGGCACAGUGGGCAGUCCUGUCAAUCAGCAACCUAAGAAGAACGCCAGGACAAGGUUGGUGGUGCCCAACAAAGGUUACUCUUCUCUUGACCAGAGCCCAGAUGAGAAACCCCUGGUGGCGCUGGACACAGACAGUGAUGAUGACUUCGACAUGUCCAGAUACUCCUCAUCAGGAUACUCCUCAGCCGAGGUGAGAUGUCUGAGGGACCAGCAAAUCAACCAGGACCUGAACAUUCAGCUCCUCAAGGACGGAUACAGGCUGGACGAGAUCCCUGAUGACGAAGACCUGGAUCUGAUCCCGCCUAAAGCAGUUAACCCCACCUGCAUGUGCUGCCAGGCUGCUCCUUCCACAGCCUGCCAAAUCCAGUAGCACCAUUUGUUUUUCCUGCCAGUGGCUCUUAGGGCCGGUGGCAGGAACAGCCCGGCUGCAAGGAGGAAAAACUAUCAGCUCGAACAGAGGGAACACAGAGAUGCGGCAAGGAUAUAUGAGAGCCAGAAGAAGGAAAACGCAGACGGUGAAGUCUUGGCGAAAGGAGUCAUUGUGUCCGUGCACGGUUCCUCCUAUGGUAGGAUCUGUGCGUCUCACUUCUGCGUUGUUGGUUCAGUGGUGACUCGACUGAUGGCAGAAACUUUACCUCUAAUGACAACACCUCCCCUUCGCUUCCCCUUUGUCUGCUCUCCUCUUGUCUGUGUGGAUUUCUUUGGUUUACAGGGACCGUCAAGGACUGUGCCACAUCUGGAAAAACAGAAACAGAACAAAAUAAAUAAAUAAAUAAAAGACAGGACCCGUGAAGACGUGCAUGUAGUGGUGACAAGGUUCCUGUUCUGCUUGUGUAUCACUAACUGGGAGAUUUAACGGACAGGAGAAGUUAGGACAUUUCUAGUGUGCACAUUGUUAGUUGGGUUUAUAGUCUCUUGCUUGUUGACACAGUGGUGUAAUGGCUAGCAUUGUUCUCUCAGAGCAGGAAGUCAAAACUUCUAAACUGUAGGUGCAGUGUUUCCUCUCAAGAGUUUUAGGCAGGUAGAGUCUCCCCCCGCGGCCCUCCCCUCAUACCUCACCUCUGCUGUUCCUGCCUGUUUUUAUCUCCUCCUUGUUAUUAUAAGUUAUUGAGAGAUAUUUACUGUAUAAUAACCAGGAUACACACACACAUACACACACAGUGACACAGGUUUCAUCAAACUAUUACGCUUCCUACAGACGUAUACUAUGACAACAAGUUUCGGGUACAUCAAGUGUAAUACCCCUUUAUGAUAGGAGCCACUGCCAUGCUGAUUACUAAGGAUGCAUCGGCUGGUAUUAGCAUAAUUACGUAAUGUGUAUGUUCAGUUCGGUAAGAAUCGUUAUUGGUUUUUCCUCUGAUAAUGAAAGCCCGAUAACUCAAUGCCUGGGUUUGGCCCAGAUGCUGUGACCUAAAAAUAUAUUUGAAGUGAGGGUUUGAGGACAUGGCCAAGGACAUCAACCCUGUGGCUCUACAUGUCAUCUGUGAUAGGCUUCGUUUCCUCAAGUUCGACGAAUGAAUAGAUGAGUACAAACAAGUUUUAGUGACACUUCAUAGUAUGUUUUAGAAGGGUUGUAUCUACUGUACAAACACACUUUCCAUAAAAAUUGGUACACUUCAUCAAAUACUGAAACUUGGAAGAAGCUAUGAAUCUGAUACCUUCUUUUCUCCUCCAGCAUGCCACAAAAUCCAAAAAGUAGGAAGUGGGGAACAUACGUUUUUUUUUUUAAAGGUUCCUUUUAAUAGCAGGUAAGAACGGAGACGGAGUUUAUUCAGACUGUGCUGAACUUUAUGAACAAAAUAGUCUGUCCUCUUUAAAACGCUAUAUCUGUCUGGUAUUGAAGAAUGUAGUGCAAUAUUGAAUCAAACAACAGUGACCACCGACUUUUGUGCCGUGUUAACUUAUCUGUACAUGGAGUUUCUACAAAGACAACUUGCAAGAAUCCAGAUAAAUGUCAUUACAACUGUGUGAACUGAUGUAAAAAUAUGACUUUCUUCCUCUGAGUCCACAUGCUAACCCCUUCACCGCUGUGCUGUCUCACUCGCCACACUUAACGUUUGUGCUGUUUGAAUGUUCAGCCAGGAUUUAACUGGUCACUGGUUUCAUUUCAGAGAAAAUGAAAACAAACAGUUUUGCAUGUUGCCUGUUGUCACUGGUGACUGUUGACCAACAUGUGCAGGUAGUCCACCAGGAAGACCCCACGUUGUUAUAGUCGUACUACCUGAGGUCCACUACGCAUUAUUAUUUAGUAGUAUUUAUGUUCACCCUACUGCAGUGUGUAUGUAGUGCAGGGCCUGCUCAGCAGUUAGUGUUUAAUUCAUCAUUUUAUUGAUACUCAUCACAGAAACAAUGGUUUUGGUGACUGCUUUAAAUAUGUGCAAAACCUUUACAUGAGGGUGUUGUAAAGCCAGAGAACAUAUAGAAAGAAACUUUAAUUUGCUAAUGAUAUGAUGAAAUAGGAUUUUGUUUUUAUACUUAGAUGCCAUUGAAAGUUAGACUUUUUGCUUGUUUUUAAGUUUAGUUUUAGUUUUUAUUUUAAUGUCUGUUUUCUUUGUGCUCACUGCCCUUGACGUUCUGAUGUGGGAACAUUAACUGUGUAUGUAGCACUCGUUUGUCAUGAUGUCAAAAAGGGAUUAUUUGUUGUUCUAUAAGCUGUAAUAAUUGAUUAUCAUGUUUACAUAUCCACAACUCUGCAAACAGCAAGUGUCAACUGAAUUUACUGGAUGUUCAAGCUGGGUUUCCCAUUUUUUUUAUAACAAUCUCUCUUCUUAGGCCAUACUUCAAAGCUAAAAGAACAUGACACCAUAUGCAGUAACAUAUAGGAAAGAUUGCUGUUAGCGCUACUACGACACUAAGCAUGUGUGCACUUUACAUUGUGUUCUAAUGCAUCCGUUUUGCUAACGUCUAAAAUCUGGUGUUUAUGGAACUUCUAUCUUCUUCUCAAAAUCCUAUUUUCUUUCAUAUUUUUUUCUCAAACCUGUGAGUGACAACGGGAAACUUGAUCGACCCUCAGCUCAAACUACAUUUGACUUCGUUCGUGUUUGUUCCCAACAUGGUGCCAUACUGUAGGUGUAGAUAGUGUAUUAAGGAGAAACGGGCACAGCAGUUCACGUUGUAUGUUUUGUGUUGUGUUAGCCCAAAAGCUGUGGACACCUCUGUACCAUAUCAUUGAUGAGAGGCAGACAGUGGGUCUGACUGUGGGCUUACAGCCACUAACAUGAUCCUGACACAUUGCCAUACAUUAAAUAGAUUGUGCACGACUCCUGCACAGUGUUGCGUCACUUGAGGUGUAGCCUAACCAGAGAUUGGAAACAAAAAUAAUUCUUUUUUUUAACAAGUUAUUUAUUUGCAGAUGGGUUUUUUUUUAUUUAUUUAACAUGCAUUGAAAAUAUCACAUACUGAUGCUUUUUAUUUGUCAGAUGUUUAUGUGGACUGGCUACGUUUAGAUUUUAACUGUUAAAGUUCUGUGUUAUAGUGCAACAUACAAAAAAUAAAUAUUAGGUAU